Molecule: messenger RNA, 9447 nt
Organism: Epinephelus lanceolatus (giant grouper)
Lineage: Eukaryota; Metazoa; Chordata; Actinopteri; Perciformes; Serranidae
Gene: mylka
Product: myosin, light chain kinase a
Biological process (GO): protein phosphorylation
Molecular function (GO): ATP binding; protein kinase activity; protein binding
Source: RefSeq, a predicted model, not a curated record
GGAGGAGGAGCGUCCCGGUGAUGAAUGCAGUGAUUAUUCAGGUGAAGAAAACUCCGCUGUUGGACACAGAACCUCCUCAGUGAGUCCGUGAGGAAGGAGACCCACAGGAGACCCACAGGAGCACCAGAGGAGGAUGAGUGACGUCCGCUUGGGUUCAGUUUCCUCCGCCGUCUCCAAGGUAACAGGCCCGCCACCAGGAUGCAGUUCCUGCAGCAUCGAGCCUCCGGCCUUCGUCCUUCCUCCUCGCAACGCCCGGGUGGUCCUGGGAGGAGACGCCCGACUGGAGGGGAAGGUGCGAGGUCAUCCUGAGCCUCAGGUCACAUGGCACAGAGAGGGGAGCCCUGUGAUUGGUGGAGAGCGCUGCGUUGUGCAGCAAGGUGGGCGGGGCACCUUCAGCCUGGUCGUGGGCGGAGUCAGAAAGGAAGAUGUGGGCCGUUACACCUGCCAGGCAACCAAUCAGGCGGGGAGCCGUCAGGUGACUGUGGAGAUCCUCCUGGAAGAGAAUUCUGGGAAGAAAUACGGCCUCCCGUCCGCCAUGAAAACAGGGUGUCGCUCUGCCGUCCCGUCGGUGGGGAACAGGCCCAGUAUCUGGGGGGAGAGUCCGCCCAAGUUUGUCACUAAACCGAGCCGAGUAUUCGCCAAGCCAGGACAGACCGGGAAGUUCAGCGCCAAAACAACAGGACGCCCACAACCCCAGGUCACAUGGCACAAGGGGGAGGUGGAGCUUCAGUCUUCUGUGCGGAUCAGUAUGUACGAGCGCUCUGGGCUGCACUUCCUGGAGAUAAAGGAAGUGUGUGUGGAGGAUGCAGGAAGUUACACGUGUUUGGUGAUCAACAGCGCCGGGACAGCAACGGCCUCCACUACGCUCCACGUCCAGGGUGUUCCUCAAGACUCGUCCAGCAUCGUCACCUCAGCUGAGUCCACACACACCAGCAGCAGUAACCUGACAGCUGCUCCCAGUGGUCCCAGUGCUCCCAGCACCCAGGCAGAGCAGCCCAGGCCCAGGGAGAGGGAGCAGCAGAGCCCCCUGUCUCAAACAGCCUCCUCCUGGAGGAGCAAACCUCCUGUACAGCUCCCUCUUGUGGCUGAGAGGAGAACUGCAGCUGCCCAGGUCCAGUCAGUCUUUAGUCCUGAUCCAGGUCAGACCAGUUCAGUCCAGCAGGCAGAGAGCAGCUCAGUCAGCAGCAGGGUUGUGAGGAGGUCGGUGACGGGGUCCAACCUGCGGUUCGAGGCCGUUCCUCUGGACCAGGAGGCCACAGAAGGAGCACAGGUCACAUUCACCUGCCAAGUCUCCUCUGUGGCCUUUGCCGUGGUGACAUGGCUGAAGGACGGGGGUCCAGUGAGGACGGGUCUGCGGCAGAGACAGGAUGGGACACGUCUCAGUCUCACCAUGGACAGAGUGAGACAGGAGGAUGAGGGGACGUACAGGUGUCAGCUGAUCACUGCUGGAGGACUCACUGUCCACUCUGCAGAAUGGACACUCCGUGUCCUCAAGAGUCCUGUUCCAGCUGGUACUCAUUCCUCAUACGUCGAGGGCGUGGCCUCACUGACCAUCCACAGCACAUCACGGCGUGAUGACAGAGCAGAGAGCAGCGCCAGAGUCCAGUUCAAAGACAGACGGCAGGGCUGCAGGUCAAAGGUCACAGAGGUCAGAGGAGUGUGUGAGGCUCCUCGAUUCAUACGCUGCCUCGCCGACCUGAAGGUGAUGGACGGCAGCAAAGUUACCAUGACGGUGGAGCUGGCUGGUAACCCCCCUCCAGAGGUGGUGUGGCUCCAUGACGGGCAGGAGGUGACAGAGUCUGAAGACUUCCACCUCCUCAGGGAGGAGAACCGUUGCACUCUGCUGAUCCAGGAGGUUUUCCCUGAGGACAAUGGGACAUACAGCUGCCAGGCCUGGAACCAGUACGGAGAGGACCACACCCAGUGUCAGCUCACUGUGGAGGAGCCUCAGGACGGCGUUCAGCCCUGGUUCAUCACCAAACCCAAACCGGUGAGCGCCGUUGUGGGUCAGCACGUCCUCCUGUCCUGCGCCAUUGCUGGAGAUCCAUUCCCCCAGUAUACCUGGACCAGAGCUGACCUGAGCCAACCUCUGACCUCUGGAGGAGACUACGAACUGCUGCAGAAAGAGGACGUCACCUCACUGCUGAUCAGGAGAGUUAAAAAGCAUCAUGCUGGAGACUACCUGAUCACUCUGAGGAACAAUGUUGGGGAGUGCAGCGCUUUGGCCUGUCUGUCCGUCACUGGUGGAGAAACGGACAGGACGAGAGGACGAGAAGGAGGAGCAGGAGAGGACGACAGCCCUGCAGCAGGAGGAAGAGGAGGAGGAGGAGCAGCAGCUGGUGGGACCGCUGUGCUGAGAGGAGGUGCCAGAGAAGGAGGCGUGGAGCAGAGAAGCAGCAGCAGCAGCCGUGGUGUCAGUCGGCAGUGGCAGGAGGCCAACCAGGAGCAGAAGGAGAACCAGCAACUCCUGCACCUGCACAAGGAGGAGAAGAAGAAGAAGGAGGGCAACCAGGACUCUGCCACCGCCACCACCGCCUCUGCCGCCCCCCGAGGCCUCCUCAAGCGCUGUGUGGAAACCAGGGAGCGCGGUGAAGAGGAGCUGCGACAGAGGGAGGCGCAGCAGCUCGACUUCCGCUCGCUUCUGGGACGGCGAGCUCUCAACGCCAAAAACAACCAGGAAGAGGAGCUGAGGGAGGCCGGCCUCGCCGCCGCCGCAGAGCACAGCCACCAGAUGGAUUUUAAGGCCAACCUCAAAGGUGUCAAAGCCAAGGUGGAGGAUGACCGUAAGGGGAACUCCCCGCAGCAGGUCGACUUCCGUAGCGUGCUGGGGAAGAAGGGCGCCGCCAGCAACGGCAACAAACCUGCAGAGAUGCCUGCAAAGAACUCUGCUGACUUCCGCUCCGUCCUCGCCAACAAGAAGAAGCCAGGUAGCCCCGAGAAGAACGGGGAGACCGGGAAGGCCGCAGUGAACAACUGCGUUGAUGGAGGGAUUAACGAGAAGAAGAGUGGAGGUGGAGGAGGAGGAGGAGGAGGAGGGAAGGCGCCAGAGAUGGUGGAGAAGCUGAGCGACGUGACAGUGCUGGAUGGACAGCGGCUCCGGCUGCAGUGCCGCCUCGCCUCCUCGGACCCUGCAGAUGCCACCGUCACCUGGACGCUGGACGGGAAGAUCAUCAAGCCGUCCAAGUUCAUCAUCCUCGCCAAUGAAGGCGGCCUGUGCUCUCUGACUAUAGACAAAGCUCUCCCAGAGGAUGAAGGACAGUAUAAAUGCAGAGCCGAGAAUGCAGGAGGAAAAGCUGAAUGUUGCUGUAUGGUUCUCGUCGAUGAUCCGACAGAGAACUCUCCAACUGACAAGAAGUCCAAGAAGGCGACUCCGACCUCAGAGAGUGAAGCCAGAAUAAAGAAACCAACCGCCAAGACUCCGCCCAAACAAGCUGCUCCUCCUCAGAUCCUGCAGUUCCCAGAGGACAUGAAGAUCCUGGCGGGAGAGAAGGUGGAGAUCCUCUGCAAGUUCUCUGGAGCUCCGCCCAUCAACUGCACCUGGCUGAAGUUCAGGAAACCAAUCCAGGAGGGCUCGUCUGAUAUCUCCAUAGAGAGCACAGACAGCAGCAGUAAACUGACCAUCAGCAGCGGUCAGCAGGAACACUGUGGGUGUUACACUAUCGAGCUGAGGAACAGCUACGGCCUCCGACAGGCUGCCCUCAACCUCACCAUCGUCGAUAAACCCGACCCCCCAGCGAAAGUCCCCGCAGCCUCAGACAUCCGGCGGUCCAGUCUGACUCUGUCAUGGUACGGGCCGACCUAUGACGGAGGCAGCGCCGUGCAGUCCUAUAACCUGGAGAUCUGGGACUCUGUGGACAAGCAGUGGAAACACCUGGUGUCCUGCAACAGCACCUCCUACAACAUACAGAACCUUCUUCCAGAACGUCAGUAUAAAUUUCGCAUCCGUGCGGAGAACGUCUACGGAGUCGGAGAACCAAGUGCCGAAUCUGAACCUGUGACUGUUGGACUAGUGGACGAUGAGGAAGAGGCCGAGGUAGAGGAGGAGGAUGAAGACUCAGAGAAGGAGCCGGACUACAGAGACGUGACUAUCAGAACAGACACGAAGGUGAAGGAGCUGUAUGACGUCGAGGAGCGGCUGGGGACGGGGAAGUUCGGUCAGGUCUUCAAACUGGUGGAGAAGGCGACGAAGAAGGUCUGGGCGGGGAAGUUCAUCAAGGCGUACUCGGCAAAGGAGAAGGAGAACGUCCGGCAGGAGAUCGGCAUCAUGAACAGCCUGCAUCACCCCAAACUGGUCCAGUGUGUUGAUGCCUUUGAGGGCAAGUCCGACAUCGUCAUGGUGCUUGAGAUGAUCUCAGGCGGCGAGCUAUUUGAGCGCAUCAUAGACGAGGACUUUGAGCUGACGGAGAGGGAGGUGAUCAAAUACAUGCUGCAGAUCAUCGACGGAGUCAGCUUCAUCCACAAACAGGGCAUCGUCCACCUCGACCUCAAACCUGAGAACAUCAUGUGUGUCAACAAGACCGGCAGCAAGAUCAAACUCAUCGACUUCGGCCUUGCCCGCCGACUAGAAAACGCAGGAACUCUUAAGGUUUUGUUUGGGACUCCAGAGUUCGUGGCUCCAGAAGUGAUCAACUAUGAAGCCAUCAGUUAUCCCACUGACAUGUGGAGUAUAGGAGUCAUCUGUUAUAUACUGCUGAGCGGUUUGUCUCCCUUCAUGGGCGACAACGAUAACGAGACUCUGUCCAACGUCACCUCGGCCACCUGGGACUUUGAGGACGAGGCCUUCGAUGAAAUCUCAGAUAACGCCAAAGACUUCAUCACCAACCUGCUGAAGAAAGACAUGAAGGCUCGGCUCACCUGUGCUCGGUGUUAUGAACACACCUGGCUGAAGCAAGACACCAACACCAUGAAGGCCAAGAAGCUCUCCAAGGAGAGGAUGAAGAAGUACAUCCUGAGGAGGAAAUGGCAGAAAACGGGUCACGCUGUCCGAGCCAUCGGCAGACUGUCGUCCAUGGCCAUGAUGGCCGGAGUGAGCGCCAAGAAGGGCUCACCCACCGAAGAGGAUAACCAGUUCCUGGAGUGUUUGGAGUACGAGCAGAAGACUGAGUGUAAGCCGACAUUCAGCUCAGUCAUCAAAGACGUGGAGGUGGUGGAGGGCAGCGCCGCUCGCUUCGACUGCAAGAUCGAAGGUUACCCCGACCCAGAGGUGGUGUGGUACAAAGACGAACAGCCGAUCAAAGAGACCCGACACUUCCAGAUCGACUACGACGAAGAGGGAAACUGUAGUCUGGUCAUUUCAGAGGUGUCAGGCGAUGACGACGCCAAGUACACAGUGAAGGCAGUCAACAGUCUUGGGGAGGCAACGUGCACCGCUGAGCUGCUGGUGGAGGUGAUGGCUGGAGAGGAGGAGGAGGAGGAGGAAGAGGAAGAGGAAGAGGAGGAAUAAAUCAGUGUUGGUCUGGACUCCCACAGGAAGCGUAGGAGGAGGUGGUGCUUUUCUUCAGCUUGUCCGACCUGAGCAGAAAACACCCAUAAAUAACAGAUUGUGAUUGGAGGAGCAGGUGGGCGAGGUUUGUAUUGAGCGUGUAAUGACAGUAUUUAAAAAAAGUCUCUAACUCACCAGUCAAACCACACACCGAACAGCGCAACUAUAAUCUCUUUUAGUGAUGGUCAAACUCUGCCCACCUGACACCUGGAGAACAGAAGCCCCGUCCCUUUCAGGUUAGCCUCUAUUCAUUGGUGGGUCUCCUCUUACAUUGUAUUUCAUUGCUCUUUCUUAAAGAUGUAUAAUUAAAACAGGAUACCUGGGUUUUCUGUCCAUUCUUAAUAUAAUAUUUAAUAUUGAUUCUCACAAUUUUAAAUAAUUUUUAGCAUGAGUGGCGCCGUGGAGCAAUGUCUUGAUUAGCGGAUCUCCAUUUUGAAAAAAAAUAAAUAAUUGGUAAUGAGGAAUUAGACUGCUAGCUAGUAAACACUGAUCUUAAAUAUUCCAAAAAUCUGUUUUUAACCCAGUGUCAUGUUUCAGGUCUUCACCAAAGACCGAAAAAACCUUCCUGAGGAAACUCACUGAUGAAGAGUUGCUAGCUGAACACAUACUAGUCUUUAACUUCAGUUUGAUGCUUAUGAAAUGUGAAAACGUUUAUUCAUCAUUAACACUGAGCUCCAGCUCCCAGGGCCCCAUCAUCAAAGACUCAUGGGAGCUGUAGUUGUUGUCAUUGUUUGCAGGGCGUGGGGCUUUAACUGUCUGUUUAACCAACCCAUGAAAACUGUACUGUAUGUGAACCAGACCUGCUCCCUGUGGGAGUCCAGGUGAGGAAGAAGAGGGUAUGAUGGAAGAAGUGAAGAGGAAGAAUGAUGAAGAGCUUUAUAUUCACAGAGCUGGGCCACGCCAGAAUAAAGUGGCUUACUGUGAAAAAGCUCCAGUGGCUCCAAACAUCAAGACAGAACUCCAGAAGUAUUUAAGUUGUGUUAGCGUCGCAGCUAACGGUGUGGUGAAGACGAGAGGGAUGAAAAUUACAUUUGUCACCUAAAGAUGAUCCAGAUGUUACUGAUGAUCCCUUCGAGAGAGUCAGACAGCUAACUAGCAUUAGUUAGCAAACAUAACCCCUACUAUUGGUAGCCCAAUAGCUAAUAAACAUUAGCUAAUUAGCAGCAGAGGGUAGGGCUGUGACAGCUUAAUUAAAACAGUUUCAACCACAAGAAUAAAAUUAGUGCAAACAAAACUCAAAUCAGUUAUUUAAAGAUUACUGAAUGGUCUAAUUAUGUACAGAAAUAACUGGAUGCAACCCUAAAGCUAACAGGUAACAGCUAACAAGCUAACAGCUAACAGUGCAGGGUAUACAGAGGUAUACCCACCUCUUUUUUCUGGCAGUUUACAGUAUACCAACCUAUCAGCCAAAAAGCCAGUGGAAUAUAUAGAAGAGUAAACCCACUUCCUUCCCGAUAAAAUACCCAUCUAAUUACUAGUACACCCACCUCUUCGACUACACUAAACCACGGCUAAUACUGGUUUGCUAACGUCAGCUAACAAACAUUAGCAGCAGACAUCUGAGCUGUGAGAAGUGAAUUAAAACAACUUUAGUCAUAUAAAUACAUUUUAUACCAAAUAUAUGACUCAGAUUAUUUGAAAAACUAAUAAAUCAGUAACUGCAACAACAAAGCUAACUUAAGAGCACUAAGUAGAAUUGGUUUGCUGACGUCAGCCUACAAACAUUAGCAGCAGACAUCUGAGCUGUUCAACCGAUGUUAGCUCGCUAGCUAAGAAUAAUUAUUAACUAAGGUUUCUGCUGAGGGGGGUGAAAUAAAUAAUUUACAGGUAAAUAACUAAAGGACCCAAACAGUAGAAAAUGGAAUGAAUGUGUAAGUAAUAAACUAGAGGUAACUUUAGAUGGAGCUCCUUAACAUUUAAUGUUAGCCUGACUGUUAACUGUUAGCUGACAACUGUGAACCAUGCGAACAUGGUUUGUAAUGAAUAAAUAAACAAAUUAUAAAACUAAUACAUGUAUUAAUCAGUUAUUAAAGUAUUAAACUGGAUUCAGCCCUAAAGCGAACAUCAAAUGAAGAAAUAUUUGUGGCUAUGGUCACUGAGGUUAGCUCACCAGCUAAUACAAAUUAGCUCAUUAGCAGCAGAGCUAUAGAGUGUAAGAAUUAAAACAAGGGAUAGAAAAAGAAUAAUCAAAUAAUUAAAGGUUUGGACCGUCAGAAUACAAUUUGAACACAAUGACCAAGAAAAACACAGUUAGCUUGGUAGCUAACGUUGGCAUAAUCCACUUCCACAGUGAUGUUAGCGUAGCUGUCAGACCUGUUUUGAUUUGAGCGUUCUCCAUGUUAGUCUCAGAUUUAGUUUUCAUGUUCUACAACUGUUACCUAGACUUUGGUUAAAAUAGUAGUUUGCUACAGAAGAACACCAGGAAGUGAUAACGUUUACUUCAACACACAGGGUUUAUGGGUAAUGAAGUCUUCCAAGUUCAAACAGUUUCGUGGUGUUGCCACUCUGAGCUGCUACAAACCGAAUGCCUUAACGCUGACGUGACCUCGCUCUGUGAAAAUAAGGCUGAGGGUGAGAGGCGGAAUGGUGACAGUGAUGAUGAUAACUUAUAUAACAAUAACCCAUUUGUAGUCUAUAAUCUAGCUGCUCCCUCUUUGCAUCCGAUAUGUUCAGCUGCGAAACGUUGAAUGUGUCUGUUUGUUUCUUCUCUUCUGUUUGAGCACUUUUCUCGUUACGUUUGUAUUUUUGACUUCGACAGCAGUUUUACCAGCUCACAUCACCUCCGCCUUACGUUGUUCGCCUUAAAGCAACAAGGUGACGCUUUUAACGAUCGUCUGGGUGAUUUAAAACUUUUCUACCACACAUUUAUCACGUCGUGGAACGAAAUAAGUCUUUUUAUCUUGAAAAGACGUUCGUUAGCAUGUAUAGAUGAUCGUCCAGAAUACCCAGAAUGUUUUAUCAGCUCACUGAGUUUUAAAACUUAGCACACGUUGAAGUUUAGGUUGAAAACACCCGGACAUUUUGAGAUUUUAUGAAAAUCGUGAUAGUACAAGACGUUUUCUCAUAAUCGUGACUCGUGAUCAUGUAAUUAUAAACACAUUUUCACAAUGUCUUAUUACGAGAUACGUAUUUCAUAAUUUCAUUAUUUCUAUUCUGAGUUUGUUGUUAUGUAAUAUUAAACAUCAUGGUGACACAAAGAAGGAAACACUUUAAGAAUCACAGUGAUGUCAUGUUUGACAGACAAAAUGAUUUUAUAUUUUUUUACUGAGCGUUCAGGACGAUAGAAAUAUCGAGGGAAUUUUAUCGAUUUGGCUCAAAGCGAAGUUCGACCAGCAGCUCCAGAUGACCUUUGACCCCUUGGUGUGUGUCUGGUAGAAACCGGAUGUGAUUUAAAGGCGUCUCUGGUGAGCUGACGUAUUUGCGUUCACGCUGAUGUCGAAGUCGUAUCUUUAACUUUUUUUUCUUUUCUUUUUUUUUUUUUUUUGCCACAUUCCAGCUGUUUGUGCUUUAAAACAUUUAUUUAAAGGUUUUCAGGGCUGAUUCAGUUUUCAACCAAAAACCAAAGAAACUUCUUUACGAAUUCACAGGUGUGUGUUUGUGUGUGAUCCAUCUAAUGUUUAACCCUUUCCUGGGCCUGUGUGUGUGUUUGGUGGUUGUUUGUUUUUCAGAAUGUUUUUAUUUUUAGACUUAUUUAAUGCACAGAUUCAUAAUUCUAAUAUUAUCAUUUGAGCAUCCGUCUUCUUGGAGAUCUUCUUCGCCACCACUUAAUUUGUCACUGUUCUUACAACUAAACCAAGCAGUGGACUCACUCCUAGACUGGUUUGUUUUUGUAUUAGAUGUAUGUAGAUUAUAUUUCUCUAAUUUUUAUAAAUAUAUAUCAGUUUGAUGAACUGCAGAUGACAUGUAUGAGAACACUACGACUGUAGUUACUCACAGAUACCAAAUAAAUUUAUCACAAAACCAAA